AUGCAAUUCCCACCUCCCGUUGUCUUUCUUGCUCUUUGUGCUUGGAGUUUGUUUGAAACUGGGCACGCAGCGAGGGCACGGUUGAACCCACUCUUUCUUGGUUCAUCCCCUUCAGUCGGUCUAUCCUUCACCUCGGUCUCUCUUGCCUCUGCAGACAUCGUUAUCGGCAUCGUCAUCAAUAUCAUGUAUCCCAAGUUCAACAACGUUGGCCCAGCGGCCUUCUUGGUCGGCGCCUUGACCCUCACUCAGGUAGUCACUGCAACACCUUUCUCUCCGCCGCGACAGAAAAACAUUGGCACCAGCGACGACUCUGCAGCAGCAUCAUCAUCAUCAUCAUCUCAAACCGCCUCAAACCAGGAGAGACGAGACGCCGUCAAACAAGCCUUUCAGAUCUCCUGGGACGGAUACUACAAAUAUGCUUUUCCUCACGACUCACUGAGACCAGUGACCAACUCUUAUGAGGAUGACCGAAACGGCUGGGGCGCCUCAGCAAUCGACGCCUUCUCCACCGCCAUCGUCAUGCGCAACUGGCCCGUCAUCAACCAAAUCCUCGCCUACGUGCCCCAAAUCGACUUCACCCGCACCUCGAGCGAAAUCUCCCUCUUUGAAACCACCAUCCGGUACCUAGGCGGCCUACUCUCCGCCUACGACUUAUUGACCACCCCGCCUCUGUACGCCAACGCCAAAGCCGCAGGCCCAGAUGUCCAUCUCAAUUCUACUUCUUCCCAAACAGCGACCGACGCCAUCCUGGCCCAAGCCAUCCGCCUAGCCGACGCCCUGUCCGUGGCCUUCGACACUCCCUCGGGAAUCCCGGAUAACAACCUCAUCUUCGACCCCGCGACAGGCCCGAAGAGGACAGGAUCGCAGACGAACGGCAUCGCGACCAUUGGCACGCUGGUGCUCGAGUGGACGCGACUAUCGGACAUAACAGGGAACAACACCUACGCGCAGCUCGCGCAGCGGGCCGAGUCCUUUUUGCUGAAUCCGCAACCUAGCGCAAUCGCUGAGCCGUUUCCUGGUCUCUUGGGGACCAACGUCAAUAUCACCAGCGGUUUGUUCGUCGAUAGCACUGGCGGGUGGGGCGGCGGGACCGAUUCGUUUUAUGAGUAUCUCAUCAAGAUGUACCUGUAUGACCCGGACCGGUUCGGGUUAUAUCGGGAUCGCUGGAUAUUAGCGGCCGAUUCGUCGAUUCAGUACGUGGCUUCGCACCCUACUACCCGGCCGGACUUGACGUUCCUGGGCGGAUGGAAGGGACCGAGGGGGAACACCACGCUGCGGUUCUCGAGCGGACAUCUGGAUUGUUUUGAUGGUGGUAAUUUCAUUUUGGGGGGAUUGACGCUGUCGAAUAAGAAGUACUUGGACUUUGGGCUGGAGCUGGUCAAGUCGUGCGCGGAGACGUACUCGGCUACAGCCACGGGGAUUGGUCCCGAGUUGUUUAGUUGGCAGGAUAGCCGCACGCCGCUGAAUGCGACGAAUAACCGCGGGCCUCCCUCGGCGGAGCAAAAGGCGUUUUAUGAGAAGAACGGGUUCUGGAUCACCAACGAGCAGUAUGUCCUGCGGCCGGAGGUGAUUGAGAGUAUGUACUAUGCGUGGCGGGCGACGAAGGAUGAAAAGUACAGGGAGUGGGCGUGGGCGGCGUUCAAGGCGAUCAAUGCGACGACGAGGGCGGGGAGCGGGUAUAGCAGCGUGGCGAAUGUGAAUAAGGUGGGAGGGGGGAGCAAGACGGAUUUCCAGGAGAGUUUUUGGUUUGCCGAGGUGUUGAAGUAUUGUUGGUUGAUUUUCCAGGAUGAGGAUGACCCCUGGCAAGUCAAAGCCGACCAGACGAACGAGUUCGUCUACAACACCGAGUGUCAUCCCAUUAGGCUGGCAAAGGGGCACGAAACUCAGCCCUCGUCUUCAUCCUCGUCGUCGGAUUGGGGUUAUGGAUCGGCCGAUGGAAGAAAGAACAACGAGCAGCAACCAAGGGGGCGCCCCGGUGUAUGGAAACACGGCGAUGAUGGAAGCUGGAGCGACAGGAGGGAGAAGAGGUUUGCUGGGCCCAGGUAUGCUUAGAGGUAAUGAGAGCAAGCGGAGGAUAUAGAGGUAGAUGCAAGCGGUCGUGGUAUGAUUCGAAUAAAUAGUAUAUGCAAGCGGAUAAUUACUCUUGUUAAUCAUUGU
Molecule: messenger RNA, 2157 nt
Organism: Neurospora tetrasperma FGSC 2508
Lineage: Eukaryota; Fungi; Ascomycota; Sordariomycetes; Sordariales; Sordariaceae
Product: mannosyl-oligosaccharide alpha-1,2-mannosidase precursor
Exons: 4
Coding region: 1-2052 (683 amino acids)
Biological process (GO): N-glycan processing; carbohydrate metabolic process
Cellular component (GO): endoplasmic reticulum; Golgi membrane
Molecular function (GO): mannosyl-oligosaccharide 1,2-alpha-mannosidase activity; calcium ion binding
Source: RefSeq, a predicted model, not a curated record